Molecule: messenger RNA, 1377 nt
Organism: Mycosarcoma maydis (corn smut)
Lineage: Eukaryota; Fungi; Basidiomycota; Ustilaginomycetes; Ustilaginales
Exons: 1
Coding region: 1-1377 (458 amino acids)
Biological process (GO): regulation of DNA-templated transcription
Molecular function (GO): DNA-binding transcription factor activity
Source: RefSeq, a predicted model, not a curated record
AUGCCACUGAUCAUGCGACCUCCCGCAAAAACCUCCAACGAUAUGGUCGAUCCUGAGCGCCUUCGCCAGACCGCGCGACGCAAAGAGCAGAAUCGUAAUGCUCAGCGUCGGCUUCGCGUGCGCAGAGAAGAACAUAUCUUGCAGCUCCAGGCUCAGCUAGAGGAGCUUCAUCGCCGAUCUCAGAGCCAAGAAGAAGAGAGUCACUUUCUAAGGGAAGCUCUUGCCCUCAUGCGUGCCGAAAAUCGUACGCUGGCCGAGCAGAUCGCUAUGAUCCACCAGGCUUUUCCUUCAACCCAGUCAUCUCAUCCUCUACAACAGAGGGCUUCCAUCAGACCCGGCGCCGAUCAAAAUGCUUCUCUCAAUUUCAGCCGGAGUCGCUCACAAAGCGUCACAGCUUCCAUGAUCCCACCUUUCGCUUUUGGUAACCCUGCCGCUCCUUGGUCCACCUCGACACAGCAGCCCACACCCGCGGUGCAGCAGCCUUUUGGAGCCACGGAUGCUCCCAGUGCCACGCAUCGCACCACUUUCUCUCUCGCUUCGCCUCUGCCAGGCGCUCCAGGGUUUGUCGGCGGUCUAGCAGGGCCAAAACACGACAACAGUGAGGACGUUGUCAUGCCGCGAUCCCAAGACGCUAGUCGCACAAGUUCAAUCUCACCAGCCUCGCAGCGACGCGAUAGCUCCAUAAUCAGUCCUUUUGACUUGAGAUCCGACCUCUCUCGUCUCGGCAGCGGUCAGACAGAGCUGACGCUACCCUCGGAACCGUCAGAGGUAGAGCGUGGUACACCCACCAAGUUUCGACGUACAUCUGAUCUGGGCUCGUUGGCUGGUAUACCUGCUGCAAUGUCGCAAUCAUCGCCGGUCGAAUCGACAAACAUCCCAUCCAGAACUGCAAUACCCGCUACUCGUCCAUCUACAAGUGAAAUUAAGACCGCUUCGACCAAUUUUGCUCCUGGAUCAGAUGAUGUGACGGCAUGCUGCCUCGAAAGCAUUCACUCUCUGCCCCAAGCCAACGUACAGAAGCGCACGUUUGACAAUGGCACUUCGUGGAUGUCGCAAUCCAACGACGAUUCUGCCCAGCUGGCACUCUCUGACUUGUCGACCAUCUCUAAGUCUCUGGCUUUGACGCCGGUGGCUAUGGGUUUAACCAACGCCAUGACGGGCAGCGGGGCCGUUGGCGAUGGAUGGUCCAUCUCGCCUUGGAUCAACAUGCCCCAGACGCCGUCUGACGGUGCACUUGCCAACACGUAUACUAGUGCUUCUCGUGCUCAAGCCGACGGCCACACUGUAGACACGGGCAUGGCGGUCGACGGGAGAAAGUCGUUGGCAUCUCGUCGUGGGUUCUCGGGUAGCCUCAAAUUUGAGGCAAACGCUGUGUAA